Paramuricea clavata is the source of this 3611-nucleotide messenger RNA. NCBI's taxonomy places the organism in Eukaryota, Metazoa, Cnidaria, Anthozoa, Malacalcyonacea, Plexauridae. The record is from the annotation of a GenBank genome assembly.
GUGGUACGGUACCAAAAAUUGAGCGUAGUGUAAACGGGGCUUAGCUAAGUAGUUAGUCCAAGAACCAAAAAAGUGGUACGGGUACCAAUUUUAACCGUGCCGUACCAAAAAUUGAGUGUAGUGUAAACGGGGCUUUACACUGUCAAAGUUUCUGUGAUCUCAGAAAGUUUCAGUAGGAAUUUUGCAUAGGUACAAUUUACGUUUUGAAAUGUUUGAGGAAACUGGAUCGGUGAUCACAGAAACGUUGAUUGCCUUUAAGGAUGCUUGACAUAGUAAAUCAAAUUUGAUAUCAAAUGCAUGUAAAUUUUUUAAGUUUAGAUUUUUUUACAUGGCCUCUUGGAAGAGCAUUUUUACGAAAGGACACCUUGUUACAUUAUGCAUUUUUCUUUCAGUAAUGCUUGGGUACUUUGCACAGUUUACCGUACCGCAAGAAUUUGAUGGCGUGUGUUCCGACGGUUUUUCCGUUCUUUUAUUGGCGUGUUUUGAUUGGUUGGUUGUUUAAGUAGAUGCUUUUAUUAUUAUUAUAGGUGUUUCCCGAGCAGCGUACAUUCACGACCCAACGACUGUUACACCCCAUUGUUGGGCGUGGAUUUGUGGGUGGAAAAUUUUCGAGUGGAAUUUGUCGAGCUUUAACCAACUGAGCUACUGAGAGGGCAGUUGUCGAGCUCUAACCACAAAUUCAUGUAUAAAUACUUAGGUGAUAUGCCAAUGUAAGGUGUGUAGGUAGAUAUCACGAUUUUAGGCAUCUCACUCGAUUGAACUAAUGUUGAAAGAGUGUUUUGCUUUAAUAAUAAUAAUAAAAUCUUUAUUUAUACUGAUAAAAAAGACCGUUCAGUCAAUUACAUAGAUUGGCUGGUAUCAAUCGGUGAUCAGUGUAUAACAAGUAUAUAUACAAUAACAUAAGUGCGUAACAGUGCAUAAAUAAGGCUAUAUAAUGUAAACACUGUUUACACCUGCAACCUCCGCUGCGAUUCCAGGCGCGACACUCCUCCUCCAUUCGAAAUAGAAAUCUACAAAAUCCUUCAAAAUUAAUACUUCAACCGAUUGAGAUGCCCCAAAUCUAACCUGAGUAUCAGGCCCUUAUGUUUUCAUUCGCCAGGAUUAAUUGGCGGAGGCGAAUAGAGCCUGAUACUCAGGUUAACCCAAAUCCUGAAAUAGACAGUUCAUCCAGUUAUACUAUCAGAUCAGUGUUAAAAACAAUAUGGCCGCUUAAUUUUGAUCUUUUGAUACAUUUUAUACCGUGUAGUUUUACGUAUUUUUAGGGAUUUUUGAGAAAGUAUGGAGUUUUAAGGAGCAAAAUAUGGUAAGAUACGUAGUAUUAUUUUCGUUAAUAAAGAUCUGAAGAUAAAUAGCAUAUGAAUUGCAUUUGAUCGCGCUUAUUUAGUUAUUUUAACCUGAUGAUCACCACGGUAUGAUGGUAUCUACUAUUUUAAAAUCUAAUAAUCUACACUACCUUUGAUCAGAUUGUAUGCUCGUUUACACUUCGAUUUUAUAAUUAGAUGUGAUUUUGUUCUUCUGAUGGGAAGUGUGUAUGAGUUAUGUGGGUACACAUACAGUGAUGUAGCUUUAUAGCACUAUUAAACACAGUAACACGUGCUAAAAUUAUGUGUGCUUGUUUAUGGUACAUGCAUUCUACCUUCGAUCCUUUGUUAGUAAACCAGCUGAAAUCAGCACUUCAUGGCCAAGUCUUCAAAUGACUUUCUUAGAAAAACAUAGGAUUAGAAUGUUGAUUAAUCAAUCCUUAUGCUCAUGCAAUCAUUUGCUUCAAAUUUUGCUAUAAAUAUGCGAGUGCAAAACUGGAUCAGCAAGCGAAGUUUAUUCCGGGCAACUGAUUUUUAUGUCUAACUUUGCCCUAAUUGUAAGUGGGAAAAAUAGUUUAGUUACUCCACUUUAUACACAGAACGUUCAUAACUGAUCUACUUGUUCCCAGGCAUAUCAACCGGACUGUAAAAUUGGUUGUAUACCCAUCUACAACACAAUUUCCACCAAUCGGAUGAGUUGAGGAUGUAGUAUGCCAUAAUGAUGGUGAUAAAAAGUACAAUACCCUAGCCCAGUGGGUAAAUAUCAAGAUUUUGUUGGCAUCUCACAUGGACCUUGUAGAUGGUGGGGCAUGUGAAUCGCAGGGCCACAGGUUUUAUUCCUGCCGCAGACCUAUAGUUGCAUUUUGUUCAGUUGUUCCUGGUUAGGUCUAAUAAAUGUAUAUAAAUUUCCACUUGAUAAUUUCUAUCUACAAGAUCCAUACCAUAAUGGCCUGGCCUGUUUUACAGACCCUUAUUUAAAAGUAAGGUCUGUGACACAAGCUAUGGUCUGCUAGAAAUAUCUUCAUCUUCUAUAAUCUUCUGCUAAAAUGAGUUUUACAUCAUUGCCCCAGGCAAAGAAAGGCAGAGCAAAACCGAAGCAUAAACAAACGGGCAAAAAACGCGCAAAAGGAAAGCAAAGUUGUGCAAGCAGGGUAGCUGGCAUAAAGAAACUGAAAGAGGAUGAUGGCCAGCAAAAAUAUGUUGGCAACCUGGAUGAUUAUGAGCCAAUCAGGAAGCAGCAUUCCGAUGAGGACCGUGAGGAAGAAAGUGAUAUGGACGAUGGUGAUCUCGGCGUGUUUUACCAAUCUCAUACUGACUUCAAGUUUUUGACUUCUGUUGAUUUGCAAGAGUAAGUUUUCAAAUAUUUAAUACAGGAAUCUGAGUUUGCCAAGGUGUUGGUUUAAUACAACCUUGUUCCUCGGUAGGAGCUGGACACAUUAUCUGCUAAUUAACUAUCUUGAAUUCCUUUAAAAUCAAACUUGCAAAACAAAAUGCAACUUAUAAAUUAAAGUAUAAAUAUCAAAUAUUUAUCAUCAUCAUCUAUUGAAAAUCUGCUGCAGAUCACAUGACCAGCUCCUACUAGAGUCUUUCCUCCAAGAGAUAAGAGCCUGGGAACAAGCUUGGGCUUAAUAGGGGUUUGACUCAUUCUUGUCCCCAGAGCCAUUUUCACUAGGUCAAUGGUUAAAAAUUAAGUUCCUAAAGGAUUGGCUUCUCAGAGAGCUGCUAUUUCCCAGAAGUUCAGCAGUUUUUGCUGGGCAAAAUUAUUCUCUUCGUAAUACUUCUCUGUGAAAAUUGUUAUUGGUGCUGAAGCGUCCCUGUUCAAGAGUAUGCGCUAAUUAGAAACUACUUGGCAAAUUUUCAGAUUGCACUUCUGGUUCCAUGUAUCCCAGGCCUAUGAAUGUUGCAUGUAGGCCGAUGCGGCAGAGAGGCCCUGGGAACGAGGAUACGGUUCGACUGUACAUGUUUUAAUUAAUUUCAGAAAGGAUUCAAAGUCCAGUAAAAAGAAAAGAAAAUUGUUGGAAAAUGAGGAAGAGGCUUAUGAGAAAAAACCAAGAUUAGCUGCUGAGGCAUGGAAAUCUGAGCAACAUAUUCGGCUGCCUCUCAAAGACAGCACUAGGGUCAUACCACAGAGUUAUAACCACGCUGAAAAUGGUGAAUAUACUGUUAAUGGGUUUUAAUUGAAGUGUGUCAUAUGUCAAAAUAUUUGUGUGUUUUCAGCAGGAAAUGUACACCACCCUGAAAUCAAAUGUUUUAUAACUACUAAAAAUCAUAGCUCUUUUCAUUCUACCAAGAAUAGCAUUUCAUUUCAUC